Messenger RNA from Ornithodoros turicata, 1877 nucleotides. RefSeq lists its product as uncharacterized. Gene Ontology annotation, biological process: pre-miRNA processing; apoptotic DNA fragmentation; siRNA processing. Gene Ontology annotation, cellular component: RISC complex; nucleus; cytoplasm. NCBI's taxonomy places the organism in Eukaryota, Metazoa, Arthropoda, Arachnida, Ixodida, Argasidae. The record is from RefSeq and is a predicted model, not a curated record. The coding region runs from base 285 to 1445 and encodes 386 amino acids. The transcript is spliced from 10 exons. Gene Ontology annotation, molecular function: RNA binding; ribonuclease III activity; deoxyribonuclease I activity.
CAAGGUUGUUACACGAAGUUGGCCCCCAGGGACAGUCGGCAGUAAACCGAAACUAUACCAAUUUAUCGCUCGCUUCUCAAAGCUUGGGAAGGGAAAGUAAGGAGAUAAAAACGGGCCGGGCCGUGUACGGUCGGAGCAGGGUGGUGGUGCUAGACUCGUGGAAUCUUUGUCAGACGGGUUACAAGAUACUGGGAUCCUGGUGACGCAGGCAUGAGCGUACCGAGAGGGGGACAAGGUCACUUGUGAAAAUUGCGCACUCUUUAUUCAUAGAGCUUGAAUCCGAUAUGGCACUCCGACGCUGCUGUGCAUGGCUGUUGUUGGCUGUGGUCUUCCUCGCUGUUCCCAGCGAGCAACAGACGUUUCCAACACAAUGGAACAACACGGUCAUUCUCGAGGUACCUACAUGGGAGCAGAGGACGGCAAAGAUGGCAAUGCUCAUUAACAGCAUGGCAAGACACGCUAAAACUAUAAUCGUCGCUGACGACGAAAGAAUGGCUGCGCUCUAUUCAUCCCAGAUAAAGAAUUUGACACGAGCAUCCGUCGGAGUCUCUGUCGACAAGAGCAAAGUUCCAAAUUCGACUGCGAGAAGAAAGGACGUUCUGAUCUUAUCGGCCGAGUCACUAGCUCUAAGCUUGAAAGACAAACUCAUCAACCUCAGAAACAUAUCGCUGAUUGCAGUCGACGAAGAUGUCUUGAAGCAAGAUUCCUGGAAGACAGCGAAAGAGUUCCUGUCUGAGCACAGUGCAACGCAGCUUGUCGUGUUUACCAGUGAUAUGAGCGUUAUCGACGUGCAUGUCUUAUCGGGACUGCGAGAACAACCCGUUUUUGAGCGCGGUCUACAGGGAAAUCAAAUCGGUGUGCAGUCACACCUACUCCUGAGCAGCGAGCUAGCACGCAACCUAGACCUGACGUCUCCUCUGGAAUUUGCUCGUACAACCCUAGGAGGCUACAAAUUUCAGGACCCUACCCUUCUAACCAAGGCCUUCUUGCACGCUACGUACAAGAUCAAAGAACGUAAGGGAAAGAAGGAGAGUUACCAGCCUCUGGACUACGUUGGCGACUUUGUCCUCGAUUACAUCGUUUCAAAGUAUAUUCUGCAAAAUGCCGCCAACAAAACCCAGGCGUACAUGGCGGAAAAGAAGACGGCCAUGUUGAAGCAGGAAUCACUGGCGUUUCUGGCUGCGAAACAUAAGUUUCAUCUUCACGUCUUUGUGGACGGCGCGAACGAGAAAUCAUCGCUCAAUAACUACGUGAGGAGUGUAGAGCGGGUGAAGACACUUCUUGAGCUGAACACCUUACCACGGAAACGGUCGUUCCUGUACAAGUUUUUCAAGUCGGUAGCUGGCGCCAUCUACAUUGACAGCGCAUGCAACCUCGAGAGGGUGGAAGCUAUUUACAUGAAAUUUAUGAAGAAUGAUCUUGACGCACUCCUUGCUAGUCGUUAAAAGACUCCACGAGGAUGUACGCGGAGCCUCUUGUAAAUGGCCGACGAAGAAAUAUGGGCGCACUCACUGACCCACCGGAUGGUUUUGUUUAUUAAAUAAUAAUGUUCCCUUUUCAACGUGAAAGGCAGCGUACACAACGAGCAUAGUAAGAAAUAAGAAAUAAAAAUGCGAAGUACGAGCAUAGUAAGACGGAACGAUAAGAACGAGCAUAGAGUAAGAAUGAGAAGCAAGCAUAAGCGACGUGGGAUCCACGGCGAAACGAAGAACAACAAGUCCGAAAAAAUGGCAUUAAGCACCAUGAGGUCUUACGUUCUGUCCUGAUUUGAAACCUUGUGAGUAAGUGCUACUUCACAGCUUUGGGCAACGUCUUAUGAAAUGGGACAGUUGGUGCUUGGACAGACGGAAUAAAUGUUUGCGUGGCUUCCAGUUUUA